GUAUAAUAUAUUACAGUAGCGAUUUCUCCUCUCUAUAAAUACCUGGUAAUCGUAAAUCUUUCUGCUAGGAUCAAGUCUGUCGACAUCGGUACAAGACCACCAUGUCGAGACGCGUCUCCUAUGUGCUACCAGCUUCAGACGCCCCCGUACCCUUGCUCUCGCUACCAUCCCUGACGGAACCUCGUCUGGGCAGGACGAGCCCUCUCUUGCUACCUCAUCAAGAUGCACUCAACGGGAACCCAAAGAGGAACGGCGCGAUUCGCAAGAACGCGACGCUCGUAAGAGACUCGGCUUUAGAUUCGGAUGGGACCCAUCAUCCUAGACAUUGUCUCGGGGUCGCAGCGAUCGCUCUCGAUACCUCGACUCUACUUGCCGGUCGCAACACCCCGGAAGGUAUCCUUUACACGGGAGGACGUGAUGGACUCGUGGCCGGGUGGGAACUAGGAAUGCCCAUGACCAAGCGUCGUCGACCCAGAUGGAGCGAGGCCAUGAAGCCUGGCGAGCGGGUCAGGUGGGAACGUCUAGAACUCGGCGAGAGCGGCGUCUCUUCCGGCGAUUGGGAAGGUGACAACGAAUACGGUGAUGCCGACGAAGUGGAUUCCGAGCUGGACCAGGAGGACGAGAGCUACGAUGGCACGUCCAGCGACGGGGGGAUGGAAGCGGAUCACUCGUUGUUGUUCGAGGAUGGGGAUACUCAGCACGCGCCGGGACAUAACAGGGGCUCGGCGGGUCGGGGUGCGUCUCAUCGUCGCAAGGAGCUCGAAUACACCGAGAGGUGGCAGAUCGACAAGGAGGCGCUGGAUCGUCGUCAGCCCGCGCCCACGACGUUCCGUCAAUCAGUCCAGACCCACACAGACUGGGUCAACGAUAUCCUGCUCUGCAACCAGAAUCAGACCGUCAUCUCCUGCUCGUCCGACCGAACCAUCCGAGCGUGGGCACCUCAUGAUACGGAAAAGAGCGCUUCGCCCGAACUCAUCGGGGUUCAUCGCGAUUACGCAAAGGUGCUUUCGUUUUCGAAGCACUCCAACACCCUCUUCUCUGGGGGUCUCGAUCGUCAAGUCUACCUGUGGGACGUGACUCAACCCCGGCCUGAAGAUCCCGUAGCAACCUUGAAGUUCCCCGAUCAGAUCGGUGAAGAGGGAGGGAAAGGCAGCAUUUAUGCCCUCACAGCCAAUGAUGCGGGCACGCUAGUCGCGGCUGGAUCGCCUGAGCGGGUCGUACGACUGUGGGACCCUCGAGCAGCUGGUUCUCAAGAUGGACAGAGUAUCGCCGGGCUUAUAGGUCAUACGGACAAUAUCAGGGCGAUCUUGUUGAGUCAGGAUGGUCGACAUCUUUUAUCCGCCAGUUCCGACUGUACAGUCAAACUCUGGUCGUUGGCUGCUCAGCGAUGUCUGCAUACCUUUACUCACCAUACCGACUCUGUAUGGUCUCUGUACUCGGAUCACCCGAAUCUAGAGAGGUUCCUCUCGGGAGACCGUACGGGACACCUUGCGGCCGUCGAUGUGACCGGUUGCAAGACCGACUACUCGGACGGGGAGUGCGUCCUCCUAGCCAAGGUGGAUGUUGAAGAAGGGAGGAGAGGUACCGAGGGAAUCUCGCAGAUCAUCGGAAUGGAUGACGAGUACGUCUGGACAGCGACCGGGAGCGCCAGUGUCAAGCGAUGGAGGGACGUUGGCAGGAAGCGUGAUCGACUGGAAGCGCCUGUACCGUCUGCCGAGCGUCGAAGUAGUCUUUCUGUCGGAUUGACUCCUGCUCCAGCGGCUCAACCGCAACCGCAACCGCCUGCCGCCACUUCUCCGCCCAUGAUCACGGUCGGCGGUUUCAUAAUGCCUCAACCCAAGAGGACCCUAUCACAAGCGCCCAACGCCGCUAGCUCUCUUCCUGCUGAACAGCGGGACGGGCGGACGGUGGCCUUUGCGGAGACCUCGAAGCCGACAAACCCAUUUGAUGAUGCCAAUGACGUCUCACGUAGCUCGGGGCCAAUGCUCGGCGUUCGCAAGACUACGAUGUCGGGAGCGCCGAUCGCCGGGUCUAUCAUGUCGGUUGCCUCAUCACGCACCGGCGGUGCUGAAUAUGCUACUGGGCGGAACGGCAUUGCUUACGCGCAUCAGGUAUGCCUGGGGCUGAAAGCGAGUCCACAGGCCUUUGGAAGCAGUACCUUGGAUAUGACUGAGACGGACGAGAAGAAAGCGCAAGAGUCAUUCCUCGGUUCAGCCAUGGCUUACCGCCGAAGCAGCUUGGCGAGAAACGGAGCGCCCUCGUUGAGCAGCCAUCAGGGUCAAGGACGAGCUACGCCUGAUCCAGGUGAUGUGGCCAGGCGAGACUUUGAGGAAAGAGAGAUUCUCGUCGAGGCCGAUCCGAUACGCGAUCAACCGGCUGAGGUCAUCAAAGGUCGACACGGUCUCAUUCGAGCGCUGAUACUCAACGAUCGCCAACACGCACUCACGGUGGAUACUGGUGGUCAGGUGGCCGUAUGGAAUGUCAUCCAAGGCAAAUGUGUCGGACGAUACGAUGAGACUGAGAUCUCGAGCGUCUACCAGGAGAGCGGUUACGACUUGCGAGACAUUGGCAGGGAUUCCAAGGAAGCGUUGGAUAUCGUCCGCGAACGAAUCGAAGGAGAGUCUUCGACUAUAACUUGGUGCACUGUCGAUACCAGGAUUGGGAGUCUGACCGUCCAUGUCGAGGAGAAUCGAUGCUUUGAUGCAGAGGUCUAUGCCGACGAGGUUGGAUAUAAAGGAGAUCCCGCCUUCAAGGAGGACCAGAGGAUCAACCUUGGCAAAUGGGCUCUGGCAAAUCUGUUUGCUGGUCUGAUCAAGGCGGAGGCUGCAGAGGUCUCUCAAACAGGCAAUGUAGAUGCCACUGCCGAUAGCUCUCUCCAGGGAUCCACAGCUGCGCCUUCACUAUCUCGAAGUCCUGCACCCACCUUCAUAUCUCUUGACCGGGCCACAAGCCGACGAGCGCGGUCGCAAUCCUUGAUUACAGGUGGAGCUUCUACCCCUGGAGCUCUCAUGUUUGGGCUCGCGACGCCGGCCAUCACCCCUGCAAUCCUGCCACCACCGGGUACUCAGACAUCUUACCUGACUGCUGGCGGUUCGCGUGGGGUUCGCGAAACGCCUGGCGGACUGCCAAUCAUUCCUCAGUCUCCCGCUACCCUGGCAUCAAACGCAGCGACACCGAUGAGCCCGACGUCUUCCAAUAACCCGAUGCGUUCGCCCAAAGCAUCCGAAUCGAGCAUGCCAAAGGAUUACUUCAGCAUCAAGACCAGCAGACCCUCGACUGCCGAACGAGCGAACCCUCCGACUACACCAGGGGCCAAUCUGUCUUCGAGCCUUCCUGCUCAAACACCCGGUGGUUCAUUCAUGGGCAAGUUCAAGGGCUUCGGUGGCAAGGGCAAAAAGACCGUCGAACCUGUAUCGGUCGUUCCCAUCGCCCCGAUGCCUGAAGAAUCCGAAGAGGAGGUGGAAAAGUCACCAGCAGCUCCGGAACGGGAGGCCGCACAGCUUCGACUCUUGUCUCAGAUUCGAGCCCAUACUUUCCAACCACCUCCCCCAACCGAAGCUCCCCCGAUCGACCUGCCUGCAGAUGUCUCGUUGUUGAUCUCGGAAGAGAGCAAAGAAGCCGGCGCUUGGGCCGUUAUCUAUCGAAGCAUGGUAUCGCGGACGGAACAGGACAUGGAACCCCUCGAAAUGGCCGCUCCGGGUUGGAUGCUAGAGUAUCUGUUCGCUGGUCGUAACAGAGUCAAGGAGCCGGUCAAAUUGUGCUUUAUUCUUGAACCCUGGCAAGGAGGCGACGCGGCUGAACGCUUACAGCCCAUGCCUGCCAACAACGCUCGCCUUACUGCUAAUCGAGUGCUGCGGAUUCGCAAGGUCUUACAAUACAUCCAUGACAAGCUGGAAUUGGGUAAUCAAGAUGGAAAGGCAUCAGGCGCAUCGCAGUCUUCAGAAGGACGACGAGGCAGCCAUGAGAGCGGUUUGAUCACUGCGCAAUCGACCGAGGCCUCGAGCAAGAGUCCGGCGAGGUUCGGCGCUGUCGAACAGGCGCGGGCUGCUGCUGUCGGGAAAUCGUCCACCCCAGACGCGGGCCAGAUGACCAAAGCUAACGGCGAAGCGCGUACUGCGGAAGACGUUCUCGAAGUCUUGUGCAAUGGGGUAGUGGUCCCGAUGACCAUGACCUUGGCGGCGACCAAGCAGUACAUCUGGCAAGCACCUGGGCUCGGCGGAGGAUCGUCGGGUAUGGACGUCGUCCUGCAGUACAGGUGGAGGCGAAUGGAUGUGUCUGCAUAAUUGGCAGCACCUUGCGUGGAUUAAGAAUGGUUAUUGUUGUUACAAGGAGAAAAACAGGCAGGUACUUUGUACGUCUCAAAUGAGACGAUUGGACACGAUGAAAUCUGUUGUGGAACGGAGAAGCGGUGGCUCAGUCAGGAACUACCGAUGCUUGUAAUGCAGCGCACAACGGCUUUUACCUUUGGUCAACUCGAACGCUCCGA
This is a messenger RNA of Filobasidium floriforme, 4486 nucleotides long. RefSeq lists its product as uncharacterized. Gene Ontology annotation, biological process: protein deubiquitination; double-strand break repair via homologous recombination. The record is from RefSeq and is a predicted model, not a curated record. The transcript has 10 exons. Gene Ontology annotation, molecular function: ubiquitin binding. NCBI's taxonomy places the organism in Eukaryota, Fungi, Basidiomycota, Tremellomycetes, Filobasidiales, Filobasidiaceae. Bases 102 to 4283 code for a protein of 1393 amino acids.